AGCCCUGCCAGCACUGCCAGGCAUGUGUGGACCCAAACCACCCACAAAGGCGGAGAUCUCGGCGGCAGAGCCUCUCCUCCAGCAGCAAAGUGGUUAAUGCCAGGUGCUGUUCUCACCCGGGCUCCCCAGCCUCAGCCCUGCUGCCUCCUGGACAAGCGCUCUCCUGGGCUGGUUGCUGGUCUGGGGCCAAGGGGAGGGCCAUACGGGGGACUUCGGUGCAGCCUUUGUCCAAGGCACCGAGCGCCGCACUCCAGGUACGUGCUGACACCGAGGCGAGCGGCAGCCUGGCCCUGUGCCGGGAGCAGCCCAGGUGAGCUGCGGGCAGGGGAGGGGGCCGGGGCACCCCUCCAGGAGGCUUUGCUCCGGGGGGCUGAGAGCUGCUGGGGCGCUCUGGCCAGCAGCAGAGCCAGACGCUGGGGAUAAACACGUGCUGUGGGCUGGGGAGGUGAGCGGGAGGGCACUGGGUCACUGCUCGCUGCUCGAGGUGCCCACGGUAUGGGGUGCAGAGGGGAUGUAGAGGGCCCUGCUGAGCCCCCACGCUGGUGGGAGGGAUGGGAGGCAGGGGACCACUCUGCCUGGCAGGGAUGCUCCCAGCGUGUGCGUUCACCCCCUUUCAUAUAACUUUAAGAACUUUUUGACAUCCAAAUCCCACAUGUGCACGGUGGGGAGGUUUGAUUUUCAUUCUCCUGAGCAACACACAGUUUAGAUCCAACAGUGCUUGCAAGAGUUUUCUCCUUAAUUUUGAGGCUCCCCUUCCUCCCUCCCUCCCUUCCCUCAAGGGACACUGCAAGAUGCUGUCCUGCAGCUGUUGGCAGAUCGCUUCUCUGUGUCUGGUCAUAUACAAACCAGUGCAAGAGCAGCCCAAGCAGCGUGCACAGCUGCAAACUUUCUGCAUGCUGAAACAUCUGGGCAUUGCUGCUUGAGCUGUGCAGCAGCAUGCCUCUUCCUUUGGUCUGGGGGCAUCACCGCUUUUCUUUCCCUUCUGCUUGUGCCCCAAACCUGCUCCCUGAGAGCACCGUGCCAGGUACAGCAGCAGAUACAGGCUCCUGGCCAGCCUUGAGGUGCUACUGAAAAACAGGGCAGAUCCAUCAGCUUCUCACAUCCCUCCCUCCUUGUUUUCCACUUGCAGGGCUCCUUCCCCAUGCCCUGCUCUCAUCCCCUGGCCUUGCAGGCUCAGCCUUUGGGUGUUGCCUGCUACCAAGAAAAAAUGGAAUUUAGUCCCUUCCAAGAACAGGUGGAGGUAGUUUCGCACCUGCUCCCGCACACAAGACCGUGCAAUUUAUUACCAUUACACAGUGGCUGGGACAGGAUUUUCCAUGAUGCGUGCUGGGAUAGGAAUUUUUCUAUUUGCUCUAUAACCAGGAGAAGGGAAGGUACAGCCCAAUAACACAGUUACACCUGUGCGGACUCCAGCAGGGCUAAUAGGACUGGAGAUGUGACAAUACAGGAAUUCAUCGCCAUCUUACAUGUCUCUAUUGUUACCAUACAGGGCAGGGCUUUGGGGUAUUGGAUAAGGUCUGAUAAAUGUUUCCUGUUAAAGGAAACCUGAUAAAGGUUUCUGUGUGCCAUGUGCCGUGACACAGAACAGAAGAGAACAGCUGUCACCCAUCAUUAUACAUCUGAUGUCACACAGGGCACUGGUCACCCUUGUUUGUCACUGGAGAUGCUGACUGAAACAGGAAUCAGCAUCUCCUGUGACUUUGCCAAAGAUCUUUUUCUCUCCUAUUGAAACUGCUGAUCUGGCCAGUCUGAAGGGUGAGGGAAUUUUUUAUGUGUUCUUGGGAGAACCACAUAGCCAAGUGCACACCCCGAGGUGCCCCCCAAAGCACCAUUUGGGUUAGACCACUUCUCUAGGUUGUGUCCGGGGCUCUCGGGGCAUCUGUCGCGUGGCUGCGAUCUGGCUCGCAGCCUGAUGCCACAGCUGGAGGUCAGCCUCGCUCCCUGCCGGCACGCUGCGUGUGCUGGUGCUGCGGAGCAAGCUGAUGCAGGAGGAGGAGGGAGAGCUGUGUGUGUAGAAAAGCACAUACCUGGGGUGGCCUCAGGGUGGUGAGCACGUGAACGUGUCACCUGCUGUGUGGUGAGGCUGCUGUGGAGAACCAGGCCCUUGGGCUUUGCUUCUCUACUGCAAUUUCUUACUGGUGCCUCAGGGCUGAUUCUGCUGGGAGCUGAGCUCUGGCCAGGCGAGGGGAGGCAUAAGGCCCAAUCCAUUUCCCAAGGGCUCCUCAGUGCCUCGCUGGCCUUGCCUUCCUGUGACCAUCAGCAUGCCAGCUUGGCUAGCGUGGCUGUGUGUGCCCAGAUCAGAGGGAGCUUUCUGCCUCUGGCACCCUUCAGGUGCUGUGGGAGAACUUUGAGCAUCGAUCGCCUGCAAGCCCGGACACCACCCCUGUGUGUCUGCUUUCCUGCUGCAGAAUCACCAAGAGCCAAGGGGAGCUGGAGCAGGCAGAAGACAUGUUCAUGGAGACGCUGUUCCCCUGCAUGGAGAGGGAUCCUAGGGUAGUCUGAGACUGUUGAGCAACAGAUGUCAGUAGAAUCCCCAUCACUGGAGGUUUUCAAGAUGCACUUUGGCAGGGUGCUAGAUAAUCUCAUUUAGGCUUCCUUUCCCAUGACAUUUGGGGAAAUUUGGACCUGAUGAUCUUUCCAGGUCCCUUCCAUCUGGACUGUUCUAUUUUAUGUGAUCUGAUGGUCCCAAGUCUGUGGGAUGGAUUGUGUGAGGGUGCAGGGUCUGAUGGCAGCACGUGGGUGCCAGAGGGAUGUGGCUCUGCACCCCAGAGGGGACAGCCCCACUGGGAACCAACCAGGGCAUGGUCCUGCUGCCAGCCUGUGUCUCGUGUUAGCCACUUCCCUACUGCUGCUGCUGGAAAGGGAGAUCCUCACCUUCCACCAGUUUGAGUACUCCUAUCUUGAAAAAGCCUAUCUGAAAAUCCCCCAGUGAGGCAGGGCUCAGAAGGACAGGGUGUCUUGGUGAGACUGCCAAGGGCCGUCUCGCAGACAUAAGAGCAGCUGGACACUGCAGAAUGGGGCCAUGAAGAUGGAGCCCCUCUGCUGUGAGGAGAGGCUGAGAGAGCUGGAACUGCUCAGCCUGGAGAAGGGGAGGCUCCAGGGGGAUCUCAUCAGUGCCUAGAAAUGCUUGGAGGGAGACCACAGAGGACAGAGGCAGGCUCUCAUCAGUGGUGCCCAGUGCCAGGACAAGAGGCAAAGGGCACAACCUGGAGCACAGGAGUGUUCCAGCCUCCCCUGAAUACCAGGCAGCACUGCUGUGCCGUGCAGGUGACAGGGCACUGGCACAGGUGAGGCCCAGAGAGGUUGUAGAGUCCCCUCCUUGGAGAUCUUCAGGGCCCUCCUCCUGGGCACCCUGCUCUGGGUGGCCCUGCUGGGCUUGGACCAGAGGGACCCAGAGGUGCCUCCAGCCUCAGCCGUGCUGUGACUCUGUGAUUCUGAGAAUGGCUUCCAGCCCUUGUUCAGUACAUGGGAGAAGCUCUAUCUUGACAGGUCCCAUCUCCAUCCAUGACAUCUGCAUUUCAAAACUGGCCAUGCAAAUGCAGGUGUGCUAAGUUGGGGGUUGGGGCUGUUCUUGCAGGUUGGAGGAGGAAUGGAGUACAAAGCCAAGGUCGUCGCAGGUCUCCUAGCAGCCACCUGUGUCUUCAGUGUCAUUGCCCUCAUACUGAGUGCCGUAAAUGUGAAGGAUGUGUUUCUGCCUCCCGGCACUAAGUACGGAAUGGUGUUUGACGCUGGCUCCACGCACACGGCUCUCUACAUCUACCAGUGGCCUGCAAACAAGGAGAAUGGCACAGGCAUUGUCAGCCAGGUGGAAACGUGCACCGUGAAUGGAUCUGGCAUCUCCAGCUACGCAGAUGACCCCGCUGGGGCUGGAGCCAGCCUGAAGCCCUGCCUGGACAAGGCCAUGACGCUCAUCCCUGCAGAGCAGCAGCGGGACACCCCCGCCUACCUGGGGGCCACAGCGGGCAUGCGGCUGCUGAGGAAGCAAAAUAGCACAAAAGCUGAUCAGGUCUUCGCUGAGGUCACCAAGGCCAUUCGAGAGUACCCAGUGGACUUCCGUGGAGCUCAGAUCCUCACAGGGAACGAGGAAGGCUCCUUUGGCUGGAUCACCGUCAACUACCUGCUGGAUACGCUCAUCAAGUUUUCCUUUGCAGAAAAAUGGGAACAUCCACAGGACACGGAGGUUCUGGGAGCUCUGGACCUUGGAGGUGCUUCAACACAAAUAACCUUCCAGCCCGGAGUCACCAUUGAGGACAAAAACACAUCUGUCCUCUUCAGGCUGUAUGGCACCAACUACUCGCUCUACACCCACAGCUACCUCUGCUAUGGGCAGACGCAGGCCUUGAAGAUGCUAAUGGCAACUCUCCACGAGGGCAACCUGUCUUCCCAGCACAUAUCGCACCCCUGCUACCCCAGGGGAUACCAGGAGAACGUCACCAUGGCAGAGCUCUACAACAGCCCCUGUGUCCCCGCACCGAGCACACCCAGCCCUGCACAGGUCCUCACGGUAACGGGGACAGGGGACCCGGCAGCGUGCAGCGCUGCCAUGCAGAAACUCUUCAACUUCACCUGUGGGACCAACAGGACGUGCGGGUUCAACGAGGUUUAUCAGCCACCCGUGCGGGGACAGUUCUUUGCAUUUGCUGGGUUCUACUAUGCCUUCCACUUCCUGAACCUGACCAGCCAACAGUCUUUAACCCAUGUCAACACCACGGUUUGGGCCUUCUGCAACAAGACCUGGCAAGAGCUGGUAGAGACCUUCCCGCAGGACGAAUACCUACAGACGUAUUGCUCCGUGGCAACUUAUAUCUUGACGCUGCUGGUUGAUGGCUACAAGUUCGAUGAACACACAUGGAGCAGCAUCCACUUCGCGCAGAAGGCAGCAAACGCAGACAUCGGCUGGACGCUGGGCUUCAUGCUGAACUUCACCAACAUGAUCCCCACGGAGCCUCUGGAACACCUCAAGGGGCACCAGCCCAGUCUGUGGGCAGGUGCCAUCUCCUUCAUUGUGCUGGCCAUAGUUGUGGGCCUGUUGGCAAUUCUCCUUCAGUGUUUCUGGAAAUCCAAGUAGCUCCCAGUAUCCAAGCUAGGGGCACCCUGCCCACUAAACCAGACAGGGAAAGUGGUGCAAGAGAGGGUGGAAGGGGAAGAUGGUGAAGGGCAUUAGACUCACCUCCACUGCUCUGGAGGCCCGCUUGAGCCACCUCUGUAAAGGCAUCAAAGAUGGCAAAGGCAUCUUGAGCUCCCUACGCACCUCUAAGAGGAAGAAAUGCCUGACUCCAGGAAUGUCUUCAAUCAGGCUGACAAAGACCAACCGAGACAAGGUGGCUAGAAGAUGAAGCCAUAUAAAUUCAAACUAGAAAUAAACCUCUUUUUGUUUUUCAAACACAAAGGUUGCUAACCAGCCUAGCAGAGUUUCCAUCCAUUGGCACUUCCAGUCCUCGUGGGUUGGCUCUCCCAGCAGCCAGCCAGCUGCAGCCAUGGGAGGCAAUGGGUGCUGGAGAGCAGUGGUGACCACCUAAACGCUAAGGAGGACUGACAUUUUCUUUAUCUUGCCCUGUGCAAGAUGUGCAAGAUUUUUGUAGCAUGUGACAGAAAAUCUUUCCAAGGACAGACUGACUGACAGCUGUCCUUAAGAUAUUUACUGGCAUAUCUCAGCAGAAAAAUACAAUCAGAACUUGAUUUAAGAACUGCCAACUCUGGCUCAGAGUUUAUUUUAUAUUCAAGUUAUAUAGCUCAGCUUUGUCAGACACUUAAUCCACGGCAGGUUGCAGCUCCAGGCACUUGAGUAUUUUAUCUACAUCAGCAGAGCCCAGACCAUCUCAGCUGCAGGAACCAGACAGUCAUUUCAGUCUUUCAAGCUACAGCUACCAGCCCAGUGCUGCACUGCCCAGCCAGACCCCUCCACAAUCCCUCCAAGCCUCUGACAAAGCCCAGGGCUGCUGUGAGCAGGGAUGUUUCCACAGCUACCUCUCCUCUGCACUGCAAGACCCCGGUCCACACAGCAGUAAAAUCCAGGUAGGACUUUUUAAGGGCUUGA
Molecule: messenger RNA, 6037 nt
Organism: Cygnus olor (mute swan)
Lineage: Eukaryota; Metazoa; Chordata; Aves; Anseriformes; Anatidae
Product: ectonucleoside triphosphate diphosphohydrolase 8-like
Exons: 9
Coding region: 3590-5068 (492 amino acids)
Biological process (GO): nucleoside diphosphate catabolic process
Cellular component (GO): plasma membrane
Molecular function (GO): UDP phosphatase activity; GDP phosphatase activity
Source: RefSeq, a predicted model, not a curated record